AUGUUUAGUAGAACAAUUGCUUCUGCAAUCUCUCCGGUCUCUUCUUCUUCUUCCUCCUUGUCGUCUCUCUUACCCAACACAACCACCAAACCUUUCUUCUCCGGAUUCCGACAUCGAAUCCACCAUAAGCCUCUCCGAAUGACGACGACAACUCCCAAUUUAACCCCGAGAGCCACCACGCAACAGUUGGAGAAUGCUGAUCAGCUCAUCGAUUCCGUCGAAACUUUUAUCUUCGAUUGUGACGGAGUAAUUUGGAAAGGAGAUAAAUUGAUUGAGGGAGUUCCUGAGACUCUUGAUAUGCUCCGUGCCAAGGGGAAGAGGUUGGUUUUUGUUACCAAUAACUCAACAAAGUCUAGGAAACAAUAUGGUAAAAAGUUUGAGACUCUUGGCCUCAGUGUUAACGAGGAGGAGAUAUUUGCUUCUUCUUUUGCUGCAGCUGCAUACUUGCAAUCUAUCGAUUUCCCAAAAGAUAAGAAGGUGUACGUGAUCGGUGAGGAGGGUAUCUUGAAAGAGCUCGAGCUUGCUGGUUUUCAAUACCUUGGAGGUCCGGAGGAUGGUAAAAGGCAGAUUGAAUUGAAGCCAGGGUUUCUAAUGGAGCAUGAUCAUGAUGUGGGAGCCGUUGUGGUUGGAUUUGAUCGCUAUUUCAACUACUACAAAAUUCAGUAUGGAACACUCUGUAUCCGCGAAAACCCUGGGUGUCUUUUCAUUGCUACAAACCGAGAUGCUGUCACGCACCUUACCGAUGCUCAAGAAUGGGCAGGCGGUGGUUCUAUGGUUGGUGCUCUUGUUGGAUCAACUCAACGUGAGCCUCUUGUUGUUGGAAAACCUUCAACGUUUAUGAUGGACUAUUUAGCAGACAAAUUUGGAAUCCAAAAGUCACAGAUAUGCAUGGUUGGUGAUAGAUUGGACACUGACAUUUUGUUCGGGCAGAAUGGCGGUUGUAAAACUCUGCUUGUCCUAUCUGGUGUUACUUCAAUCUCAAUGUUGGAAAGCCCUGAGAACAAGAUACAACCAGAUUUCUACACGAGCAAGAUUUCCGAUUUUCUGUCUCCCAAAGCAGCGACUGUAUAA
Arabis nemorensis is the source of this 1071-nucleotide messenger RNA. The record is from the annotation of a GenBank genome assembly. Lineage: Eukaryota; Viridiplantae; Streptophyta; Magnoliopsida; Brassicales; Brassicaceae.